This is a messenger RNA of Anopheles arabiensis, 1192 nucleotides long. Its product is annotated as histone H1-like. Gene Ontology annotation, molecular function: nucleosomal DNA binding; double-stranded DNA binding; structural constituent of chromatin. NCBI's taxonomy places the organism in Eukaryota, Metazoa, Arthropoda, Insecta, Diptera, Culicidae. Gene Ontology annotation, biological process: chromosome condensation; nucleosome assembly; negative regulation of DNA recombination. The transcript has a single exon. The coding region runs from base 128 to 880 and encodes 250 amino acids. Gene Ontology annotation, cellular component: nucleus; nucleosome. The record is from RefSeq and is a predicted model, not a curated record.
UCCUCUCGAGUUCCCAAAUUCGAGUCACCCCCGAGCAUAGGCGAGCAUAAGCAUAAACAUAAACAUUGCUGUGUCAGUGUGUGAGUGAAAGCGAAUAACCCCUCAAACAAGCGCGAAAGCAACUACGAUGGCCGAUUCCGCAGCGACCGAAGUCCCGGCUGCAGCAGCUGCUGCUGCCCCAGCCACCACGGCCAAGUCACCGAAGAAGCCAAAGGCGGCCGCCGGCCCCAAGAAGCCCAAGCAGCCAGCGGCACAUCCUCCGAUCAACGAGAUGAUGCUGGCCGCCGUCAAGGCACUCAACGAACGCAACGGUUCCUCGCUGCAGGCGAUCAAGAAGUACGUGGCGGCCAACUACAAGGCUGACGUGACCAAGCUGGCCACUUUCUUCAAGAAGGCCCUCAAGACUGCCGUCGCCAACGGCAAGCUGGUCCAGACCAAGGGAACCGGUGCGUCGGGCUCGUUCAAGCUCUCGGCCGCAGCCAAGAAGCCAGCGGUAGAGAAGAAGAAGAAGGCAGCGGCCCCCAAGAAGGCGGCCUCUGCCGCGGACAAGAAGAAGAAGACCGCAGCCAAGAAGCCUGCCGGAGAGAAGAAGGCCGCCGCCAAGAAGACCACCAAGAAGGCUGACGGUGCCGCCGCCAAGAAACCGAAGGCCGCCGCAGCUAAGAAACCCAAGGCCGCCGACGGAGCGAAGAAAGCCGCCAAGAAACCGGCAGCCCCGAAGCAGAAAUCCUCCAAGCCAUCCAAGGCCGCGGCUGCCAAGCCGAAAGCACCGAAACCAAAGAAGGCAGCAGCUCCCGCCAAGAAGGCCGCCGCUCCCAAGAAGGCUGCCGCACCCAAGAAAGCCGCUGCCCCCAAAAAGGCAGCUGCAGCCAAGAAGUAAACCACCUACUACACGUUAUACUGCAUGCUUCUACGACAGCAUUGCAAUAACGCUCUCUUGGUUCCAAGCAACAGUCCUUUUCAGGACUACAAAUCGAAUCAUUCAAGAACUUCAUCAUUUCAUUCGAACACCUUCACGCAAUAGCAAUUACAUAGAUCGGCGGAUUACUCCUGCUCGCUCGCAUACUGAAUGGCUUGUUCAGCUGACAUGCCAUCAAGUUUGUUGUCGUUUCUCUUUCUCUCGUUUUAGAUUACAUUUUGGUACGCACAACAGGAAUUCAUCCCAACGGCCAAGCCUUAAGGCCAGCUCGCA